Molecule: messenger RNA, 1062 nt
Organism: Adineta steineri
Lineage: Eukaryota; Metazoa; Rotifera; Eurotatoria; Adinetida; Adinetidae
Source: the annotation of a GenBank genome assembly
AUGGGUAAUGGAUAUUCAGCUUCAUCAAUAAAUUUCGCCUUCAUAAACCAAUGCGUCAAUCGAUAUUUUUCCAUGUUUCUUUUGUUUUUUGGUACAAUUGGAAACCUUUUAAAUCUCUUAGUAUUUACACGAAAAACAUUUCGUAAUAAUAUUUGUGUCAAUUAUUUUCUGGCAUCAACAAUCUCCGAUUCUUUUAUUAUUAUUAGCGGAGUUAUUCCACGUUUGCUCAAUGGAUAUGGCAUGGAUUUAUCACAAACUUCAUCCAUUAUUUGUAAGCUGAAAUUUUUUGGAAUAUAUCUUUCAGGAUAUGUAGCUGCUUGGUUUACUUGUUUGGCUUGUAUUGAACGAUAUCUUUCAUCAUCAGAAAGUGUUUAUAGGCGUCAUCUGAUUACAAUGAAACGGGCUAAAUUAUCUAUGAUUUUUGUUAUAUUGUUUGGAUUUAUUAUAUUUGGUGAACAUUUCUAUUGUAUUGAUAUUAAUCAAAAUUUAUAUGGUGCACCACAAUCGUGUAAUCAAUUAAAAAGAGAUCUUGCAUGUCAAAUAGCGGAUAGUGUGCUGCAAUUUACAUUCGAAAUGUUUACACCAGCAGUAGUGAUGAUUAUUUUUGGUGUGUUAACAUUGCAAAAUGUUCGUCAAAGAAAACGUCGUGUUAAUGUAUUACAAACCGCGAAUAGAAGAAUUCCGUUGAUUGCAGUAACAAAUAUAAGUCACCCUUCUAUAAUACAACAGCCAACAAAUGCAAUAAUCGGUCCAAACAACCAACCAGCUACAAUGGAAAUUAACCGAGCAGCUCAAAAGCGUGAAAUGCAGUUGAUUAUAAUGCUACUCGUACAGGUUAUUGUUUUCAUCGUUUCUUCAUUUCCUAUCAGCGUCUAUAAAAUUUAUUCUAUGGCGACUAUUACUCAAACAAAAUCAACUCUACGUGCGUCAAGUGAAAAUACAUUAUACAAUAUAUUUAUACUAUUUUUAUAUAUCAAUAAUAAUAUUAAAUUUUACACUUAUACUUUAUGUGGUGCCACAUUUCGAAAGGAAUUAUUAAAACUAUUUCGUUUAGCUAAGUGA